Molecule: messenger RNA, 3740 nt
Organism: Vitrella brassicaformis
Lineage: Eukaryota; Vitrellaceae
Source: the annotation of a GenBank genome assembly
UGCCUGUAUACGUACGAAAUGUCCCUUCUGCCUUCCUUCCUCUCUGGUCUGUGCGAGUGCUCUUUCGAUCAGCCUCCUCGUGGCCGGCGUAGCAUGCUGGGUCGCCCACGGAAGUGCACGCUCCAGUCCUGCAACGGCGUCAACGAUGAGGCCUCGCUCCGAAGCAACUGAAAGGUCCGAGAGUUUCAAAGAGAGAAGGAGAGGUACGUGGCAUACCCACCAAUCCAAUAUGUGUGCUGUCUUCCUUUUGUCUUGCCUACCUCUCGCAGCCAUGUCGUUGUCCCCUCCUGCCUCUCCCAUCUCCUCGUCUUCAAACUCUGCCGGCUGCUCGUCGGGCCUGGCGUCCCUCUCGCCAAAUGCGAUGGCAUCCUCCUCACUCAUGGAUUGGCGGGCCGCCUCCAGCCGCUCCUCUGCGAUAUGAUCUGCGAUGUCCUUGUACGUGACGCCAGUCGGCACCACGAGCGUGUCGGGCUCGAGCUGCCCCUCAAAGGCAGCCCAGUCGUACCGGCCGCCGAGAGAAACAUCACCAACCAAGUACUCCUGGAGAAGCACACACAGGACAAACAGAGCCGUGAGCAUCCAAGCAUGCAUGCUCUCUCCCUGUCUCUGUGUGUGUGUGUGUGUGUGUGUCUGUGUGCGUACAUGUCCAUCAGUGUGCUCGACCAUCAUCUCCUCCAUCGACCCCCGACCGCCGUCACCCAUGGAGGCGGCCACCGUCCCCGCAACCCCCUCACCCAUCCAUGCCUGCGUGGCUGCCUCCACUGCAGCGUCUGCAUGCCGACUGACGGCAUCGCUGUCACCCGCUGGCAUGCCGUCCAUCAUGCCGCGCCCAUUGUCCAUCAUGCCGCCCACUGCAUCGCUGUCACCCGCCGGCAUGCCGUCCAUCAUGCCGUCCCCAUUGUCCAUCAUGCCGCCCUCCUCAUUGUCGGCCUCCUCCGCAGCCCUCCAUGCUGCCAUGUACGCCUCCAGUCCGCCCAUGGCGAUCACCUUGGGAUGGCGGGCCAGCUCCAGCUCCCUCCAGUUGGGUGCAAGUGCUUCCUCGUCAUCCAUCAUCAUGUAGUCGUCCUCUGGGGGCGGGGGUAUCCCCGUCGGCAUGGCAGCCGGGGCGGUCGGCUCAGGCAACUGGGAUGGUUGGCCGCCCUCACCAUUGCCGUCGCCCUCCAUGCCAUCGUCAUCUCCAUACCCAGCCAUGAGCUGCAGCAGCGGGAGGGGCCGAGGGGGCGGAUGGAAGAAGGGAUCGUGCUGCUGCCCGACUGCCGCUGAUGCAGUGUCUGCUGGUGUCGAAUGCGCCAUGUGGCCUGCCUGGUCGUGGGGCGGCGGGGCGUCGUUCUGCUGGCUGGGUGGGGGUGGCUCGGGCACGUCAUGGUGGUGGGGGUGGGGGUCCGGGUGGUGGUGGGGCUGUGCCAUGUCGACGUCAAUGCCGUCCGUCUGCUGGUGCUGUUGCGGCUCCGGCAUUCUGCCCUCCACGCGAAUGAAGAGCUCCUUGAGGGACUCGACGGUACAUCGCGCAUGUCUCAAGCAGUUCUCGAUGGUCACCCUGCGAAGACAGCAGCAUGCAUUAUGGGAUGAGGAGCCGAUUAUGGGGGUCAUGAGUGUCGUGCAGUCAUCUUACGGGGUGACUUCUGCCCACGCUUCUGAGGGGAUCUCGAGGCAUCUGCGGAGCCCCCCUCCCUUGCCGGCCUGGCUGUCUGUGCGUCCAGCCAGCUGGCCCCACACCCACUGCAGCUCACGCGCCAUGUACUUGACCUUGAGGGUCCAGAUGAUACCCGCGUCCAGCGGCUGGAUGAGGGCUGUGGCUUUGGGUGGCAAAUACAGCAUCGUGACAUUCGACAGCCGCUCGGUCAGGAAGUGGGUGCUGUGGUUGUCGAGGAUGAGGAGGGCGUGGCGGCCCUGCUCGCGCAUGUCGUCAUUGAAGUCGGCGGCCCACUGCUCGAACCGCUCGCUGGUUAUGUAUGUUGACGGGGUGGUGGCGCGGUCGAUGUUGUGGCCCACAUGCUUCUCCCAAUCCCAGCCGGCGAUGUCGCGGGGGUUCUUGCUCUUGUAGAUGACCAGCAGCCGCCGCUUGUCAGUGCCGGUCAUGUUGACGUAUGCCACGAUCGAGACACGCUUGCGGUGCUUCUUGCGACCUGUCAUUCCAGGUAAUGAAUGCAUCCAUGCACCGUGCAUUGUCUGUCCUCAUCAUCAUGCGUGUGUGUGUGGUGUGUUCAUACCGGCCAGGUGAGUGUCUUCCGGCAUGUACGCCCGCGUCGGCAUGCCACCGAGAUACAGGGCGCUCCCAUCCAUAUUGUAGAUGUCCUCCGGCCGGAAGCGCAGCAGGGUGGGGUAAAGGACGUGCCGCUGGAAGACGUAGGUGGCCGUCCGAUCGGCUUCGGCUGCCUCGCCCUCGAGCCGGCGGCACACCAGCCGAUGGUUGCGCACGAACCUCUUGACCCACGACACGGGCGCCUGAUCGGUAGGGAACGCACACCCUGAGGGGGAAAGAAGACAGUGAGGGUACACAUGGAUGGAUGGCGGUACUCACUCACCUGGAAACGUGUCUUUGACCAGGCCCGUGACAUGAUUGUCGGCAAACCACGCACGCAGGGCCUUCUCGAGGGGCCCUCGCUGCUGCUUGCGGUAGCGCUUGCGUGCUGGAUCGGCUGACACUGUGAUGGUGGCCCUCCACCACUCCCAGUGCUGCGUGACCCGCUGGAUAGUCCAUUUGGUGAAUCCGGCGAUGUCUGCGAUGAGCCGGUUGGAUAGUUUGCGUGGAGUGCCGUCCUGGUCUGCGAGUGGACACACUCUGCCGUCCUUCAUGGUGUGUGUGCCGGAGAGGUCAUGUGUGCCGUCGUACAUCUUGAUCACACGCAGACUGCACACACACACGCACACACACACACACACGGACGCGUUUGCUGAUGCUUGUGUGUGUCUGUCUGUCUGUCUUGUCAGAUCCCCAUUUCUCACCGCUGCGCGUCGUUCAUUUGUUUGUUUUUGGGUUGGUGUUGUUCUGACGGGAAUGCGGCCGCCGUCUGCUUGGCCGCCAUCGGCUUGCGAACACCCGGCAUCAGUGCGCUGUCGGGGAGAGGGCCGAGGCGAGGAAGGGUCUCGGCAUACGCUGCUGCGGCCGCAUCUUGCUGCACAGACACACACACAGACAGACACACACACACGCAGAUGGGUGCUUGAAUGCAUGUGUGUCAUAUGUCUGCAGGUACCUCUUGUUUUUGCUCGAGGCGGAGCUUCUUGCGUUCUUCCUUCUUGCGCUCCCUCUCAUCGUUGGCCUCUUGCUUCUUCUGGUCCUCGAGGGCCUGAGCGGCCAUCUCGGUCCGCUCAGCGGCGAUGGCGUCACUGACGUACUGCUCCAUCGCCGCCACCCCGUCUGCCGCCCCGUCUGCCGCCCCUCCGGCAGCAUCCCCCUCUCCCUCAUCGGCAUCCUCCCCCUCUCCCUCAUGACCCUCGUCCCCCUCUCCCUCGCCACCCUCACCCGCAUCUUCAUCACGCGGUCUCUUGACGCCUCUGGCCUUUGGCUUGGCCUUGGCCUUAGCCUUGGACUUGGGUUUGGGUUUGGGUCUGGCUUUGGCCUUGCCCGCCGCUGCUGCCUUGGGUGCUGCCGUCUCGUUGCCGUCGGCGAGGUUGACGGCCACUGCUGCGUCUUCCUGCAGGGCCUCCUCGUUGUCUCGUUUCUUUUGCGAUGGCUUGCGCGUCCGCGGAUGGUUGAGGAUCUCCGGUUUGCGGUCUUCGUACUUGUGCCGCUUCAU